Molecule: messenger RNA, 327 nt
Organism: Melopsittacus undulatus (budgerigar)
Lineage: Eukaryota; Metazoa; Chordata; Aves; Psittaciformes; Psittaculidae
Product: myotubularin-related protein 5
Source: RefSeq, a predicted model, not a curated record
AUGGAGCUGGGCAUUCCAGAGCACUGGAAGGACUCGUGGGACAAGGUGAAAGCUUCCCAGUGCACCAAGGCGCAGCAGGAGGGCAGCCGGACCCCCAGCUCCCUGCUGCUGUCCUCGGGCCUGGCCCACCACCGCCGCCCGCUCGGGGUGUACCUGCAGGAGAGCGGCGUGGGCUCCACGCUCAGCCUCAGCCCGGACAGCGACACCAGCAGCACAUCCACCCCGUCCAGCGGGAAGCUGGGUGAGCGCAGCAGCACCAGCACCCUCUGCAGCCCGUUCCACACGUCCGAGAGCGAGAACAGGCAGGAGCAGGGCCCAGGCUCCUAA